Messenger RNA from Carlito syrichta (Philippine tarsier), 3398 nucleotides. RefSeq names its product calcium binding and coiled-coil domain 1 (gene CALCOCO1). The record is from RefSeq and is a predicted model, not a curated record. The transcript is spliced from 16 exons. Bases 346 to 2493 code for a protein of 715 amino acids. NCBI's taxonomy places the organism in Eukaryota, Metazoa, Chordata, Mammalia, Primates, Tarsiidae.
ACGCCCCCACUAACGCCGCCGGCCCCUCCCGAGGAAUCAUGGACCGUGAAGUCCUUUGAUGGCCACACCCUCGUUUGUUCUCAUGGAAGUGGGAACUACGCCUCCCAGAAUGCCCCGGUUAGGCCGCCUCCACGGGCGCCCUCUUCUCCGCCCCCUUUUGUGCGCAGACUCCUGGGAAGUACAGUCCCAGAUCCGAGCCUGCGCGUCGGUCAGAGGGAGCCAGAAAACUACAAACCCCAGAAGGCCUCGCGCCCACGCUUCUCCCUCCCCUUCGGGAGUCGGAGUGCUGUUUUUGUUGUUGGUGAAAGGUGAGGGAACAGCUGAUCCGUCUGUGGGGAGGGCAGGAUGGAAGAAUCAUCAUUAAGCCGGGCACCAUCCCGGGGUGGAGUCAACUUUCUGAAUGUAGCCCGGACCUACAUUCCCAACACCAAGGUGGAAUGUCACUACACCCUUCCCCCAGGCACCAUGCCUAGUGCCAGUGACUGGAUUGGCAUCUUCAAGGUCGAGGCUGCCUGUGUUCGGGAUUACCACACGUUCGUGUGGUCUUCAGUGCCUGAAAGUACAACUGAUGGUUCCCCCAUCCACACCAGUGUCCAGUUCCAAGCCAGCUACCUGCCUAAGCCAGGAGCCCAGCUCUACCAGUUCCGAUAUGUGAACCGCCAGGGCCGGGUGUGUGGGCAGAGCCCGCCUUUCCAGUUCCGAGAGCCAAGGCCCAUGGAUGAACUGGUGACCCUGGAGGAGGCUGAUGGCGGCUCUGACAUCCUGCUGGUUGUCCCCAAGGCAACUGUGCUGCAGAACCAGCUGGAUGAGAGCCAGCAAGAACGGAAUGACCUGAUGCAGCUGAAGCUGCAGCUGGAGGGGCAGGUGACAGAGCUGAGGAGCCGAGUGCAGGAGCUCGAGAGGGCCCUGGCAACCGCCAGGCAGGAGCACGCAGAGCUGAUGGAGCAGUACAAGGGGAUUUCCCGGUCCCAUGGGGAAGUUACAGAAGAGAGGGACAUCCUGAGCCGGCAGCAGGGAGACCAUGUGGCGCGCAUCCUGGAGCUGGAGGAUGACAUCCAGACCAUCAGUGAGAAAGUACUGACGAAGGAGGUGGAGCUGGACAGGGUUAGAGACACAGUGAAGGCUCUGACUCGGGAACAGGAGAAGCUCCUUGGGCAACUGAAGGAGGUACAAGCAGACAAGGAACAAAGCGAGGCUGAGCUCCAAAUGGCACAACAGGAGAACCGUCGCUUAAAUUUGGAGCUGCAGGAGGCCAAGGGUCGACAAGAGGAACAGGGUGCCCAGGCCCAGCGACUGAAGGACAAGGUGGCCCAGAUGAAGGACACACUAGGGCAGGCCCAGCAGCGGGUGGCUGAGCUGGAGCCCCUGAAGGAGCAGCUUCGAGGGGCCCAGGAACUUGCAGCCUCCAGCCAGCAAAAGGCCGCCCUGCUCGGGGAGGAGCUGGCCAGCGCAGCGGCAGCCCGGGACCGCACCAUAGCCGAGCUUCACCGCAGCCGCCUGGAGGUGGCCGAAGUCAGUGGCAGGCUAGCUGAGCUCAGUUUGCACUUGAAGGAGGAAAAAUGCCAGUGGAGCAAGGAGCGGGCAGGGCUGCUGCAGAGUGUGGAGGCAGAGAAGGACAAGAUCCUGAAACUGAGUGCAGAGAUACUUCGCCUGGAGAAGGCAGUUCAGGAGGAGAGGACCCAGAGUCAAGUGUUGAAGACCGAAUUGGGCCGGGAAAAGGACUCUAGCCUGGUGCAACUGUCAGAGAGUAAGCGGGAGCUGACAGAGCUGCGAUCAGCCCUGCGUGUGCUCCAGAAGGAAAAGGAGCAGUUGCAGGAGGAGAAGCAGGAACUGCUGGAGUACAUGAGAAAGCUGGAGGCCCGCCUGGAGAAGGUGGCAGAUGAGAAGUGGAAUGAGGACACUGCCACAGAGGACGAGGAGGCCGCUGCGGGGCUGAACGGCCCAGCAGCUCUGACAGACUCGGAGGACGAGUCUCCAGAAGACAUGAGGCUCCCGCCCUAUGGUCUGUGUGAGCAUGGAGACCCAGGCUCCUCUCCCGCCGGGCCCCGAGAGGCUUCUCCCCUCGUGGUCAUCAGCCAGCCGGCUCCCAUCGCCCCCCACCUCUCAGGACCCACCGAAGACAGUAGCUCUGACUCGGAGGCUGAAGAUGAGAAGUCGGUCCUGAUGGCAGCUGUGCAGAGCGGGGGUGAGGAAGCCAACCUGCUGCUUCCUGAACUGGGCAACACCUUCUAUGACAUGGCCAGCACCAUCUUCCGCGGAGCCCAAAUUGCCCUGCAUCCCCUCUCUCCUGCCCCUACCCUUUCCCCAACCACCAGUGGCUUUGCAGUGGGUCCCCUGUCAGAGGCCAGCACUGGGGGCCCUGCCACUCCCCCAUGGAAGGAGUGUCCUAUCUGUAAGGAGCGCUUCCCUGCUGAGAGUGACAAGGAUGCCCUGGAGGACCACAUGGAUGGACACUUCUUUUUCAGCACCCAGGACCCCUUCACCUUUGAGUGAUCUCACCCUCCCCGCCAGCACACGUACACACACACACACACACACACACACACACACACACACACACACACACACAUACUCAUGCACAGAUGUACACUUAGGCCCCUUGCCUUUUUUCCAUCACACUGGGCUCCAUGAUACUCUUCCCUGAGAGCCGCUUCUGUGUGCCCUGUUUUCAUCCCAAGCUUUCUCACCUCAUCCUCUCCUCCCUGGCUUUUUUGUCCCAGGCAGGGGUCCUUCUCAGAAGCAGUGGCCGAAUUGACCCCCUGAAAGCAGUUUUGGAGGAACCGGGAUGGAGGAGGCUUCCCCUGUGGGAAUAGAAUCAUCCACUCCCAGCCCUGGUUGCUUCUGAUCCUCACACAGCCACCGCAUACACACUCACACCCACAUCCCUCGCUGAUGCCCCAGAGCUGUUCCUGGGGCACCCAUCCUCCCCCACGUGGGGCUUAUGUAUGUUUGCCUGAGUUUUCUCUGGGGCCUGCAUGGAGGAACAGCAUGGACAUCAUGACCUCUCAGGUCCCCUUCGGUUCUCAGCCCCCUCGGUUCCUCUUUCCGUUCCCUCAUUGCCUUCCGCACCCACCCCGGCCUCUUCCCUAGCCUUAGAUAUUAAGUGUGGAGGUUUCUUUUGUAUUUUUGAGGAUCCCUGUACUCUGUCUCCUGCCCACCCCCCACCCCGUUCCUCACAAGGAAAGAAAUAAUGUAUUUGUGCCUUCUGUGAGGGAUGGGGGGAUCAGGUGGUCUGAGGUGUCCCCAUGUCCCAGCCCUCCUCCCUCUCCAGGUCUCCCCACAGCAAUAAGAGCUUCCCCUAAAGCCUUCCCCUCUAUCUGUAGUUUGGACAAAUAUAUUUAUAUGAUAUGUACAAUUGUUGCCAUAAAAUGUGUUCUUAUCAUCAGGCGUGACUAGAA